Molecule: messenger RNA, 2866 nt
Organism: Mizuhopecten yessoensis (Yesso scallop)
Lineage: Eukaryota; Metazoa; Mollusca; Bivalvia; Pectinida; Pectinidae
Product: PR domain zinc finger protein 14-like
Exons: 10
Coding region: 25-1494 (489 amino acids)
Biological process (GO): regulation of transcription by RNA polymerase II
Cellular component (GO): nucleus
Molecular function (GO): protein binding; RNA polymerase II transcription regulatory region sequence-specific DNA binding
Source: RefSeq, a predicted model, not a curated record
UCUGUGAGGAACACACACUGCACAAUGGACGUGUCAACACUACAACCCAACUUUUACCCCUCUAUAGAACACAUCACAGACUUUCAGAAUGCCUUUUUCCAGGGCCCGAUGGGACACAUGGGCAUGGAAUGUAUACCUCAAUUUCGUCAACCCGUUAUGAACUGUAAAGCUCUUACGGACAUUUCGAAUCGUAUAUAUCCCUCGACCUCGACACAGCAGCGUCCGCCAGCCUUCUACUUCAACCAGGAGGACCUAGAUUUCGUUCUGUUUGGAUAUUACCCGGUCAACACAUGUAACGGAACCCCAUCACAUGCCCUCAGUGGCCUAAAAGUGGGAGAAAUAAGUCACGGCAUUGAAAGAAUACUAUCCCAAAACAACGGUAUGGCUUCACCUUUUCCUGUCAGCACCUGGAAACUAUCCCGCACUGAUCCCCCGCCGCAUGACCUUCCUGAAGAACUGUGUAUUUGUCCCACGACGUUUGCCGGUAUCAUCCACUACGGUGUAUUCUCUCGACGCGAUAUUCUCGUGAAAGGCACGAGAUUUGGACCAUUCAAGGGCAAGGUCGUAAAUACCAGUGAGAUAAAAUCGUUUGAUGACAACAGCUAUAUGUGGGAGAUCUUUAAAGGAGGAAAGCUGAGUCACUUUAUAGACGGCCGAGGGGCUACUGGUAACUGGAUGUCAUACGUCAACUGUGCCCGGCACUCGGCGGAGCAGAACGUGAUUGUAGUGCAGGAGAAUGACUGUAUAUACUAUGAAGUGUACAAAGACAUCCCGAUUGGUUCCGAACUGUUAGUAUGGUACAGUGACGUGUAUAUACAGUUUAUGGGGAUCCCAGUAACAAUGAAGGAGUCCAUAGAGGUCCAGAAAGCAGCGAACAUGGAAAAGGAUGCUGCGGAGGGAUAUCAGUGUGAACGUUGUGGGAAGGUGUUUGCAUACAAGUAUUAUAGAGACAAGCAUUUAAAGUACACGAAAUGCGUCGACCAGGGCAACCGGAAGUACCCCUGUCAUCUGUGUACAAGGUCCUUUGAGAAGAGAGACCGUUUACGGAUCCAUAUCUUGCACGUCCACGAAAAACAUCGUCCACACAAAUGUAGUGUUUGUGGUAAAAGUUUCAGUCAGAGUUCCAGUCUAAACAAACAUAUGAGGGUACAUAGUGGAGAACGCCCGUACAAGUGUGUGUAUUGUAGUAAGUCCUUCACUGCCAGCAGCAUACUGAGGACACACAUAAGGCAACACUCGGGAGAAAGACCCUUCAAGUGUAAGUUUUGUGGAAAGGCAUUUGCAUCACACGCAGCUCAUGAUAGUCACGUGAGACGUACGCAUGUGAAGGAAAAGUCAAACUCUUGUAAAUUAUGUAAUCUAGAAUUCAGCAGUCCCUAUGAACUCAAACUCCAUACCAAGUCUAAACACGAAAAUCUAAUGCCGAACAUUUGGAGUGUGCAAGAUUCACAUCUUCCAGUUUCGGGAUCAAGUCUUCAUCAGCUUCAAGUUUGAUAAUCCAGUCUACCGUUUUGAGUUUUUAAUAUCCUCUCUUUCUCGCCAAGUCUUUGACCAAGAAAACGUUUACUUGUUGGGUUGUACAGACUUGCCUUAUUCUGUGGGCAAGUUUUGAUCACUUCUGACUGGGGAUUUACAUUUUGUAUGCAUGUUCAUUUCGUUAUAAAAAAAUAUCAACCUUACCACGAUAUAUCAAUCAUAACGAGCGAAAUAUUAUAGCGAGAUAUCAUCAUGUCACGAAGUUUCAUCAUAUUAUAAGAUCUCCAUUAUAUCAAAGUUAUGAAUUAUAUGUUCGAAUCACUCCUUCACAGCAUCACAAGAUAAACAAUAUAUUUAUAUAAUGUCACACAUCUUUCGACACAUACUAUCUAUUCCUUAAUGUUAGUAUACAUAAUCUACACACUGCAACCACCAAACAUUAGGUUUAACAGUUAACGUCCUAUUGCGUGCAAGGAAUAACAUUAUCUAUUGAAUCGAAAGCAAAUAAAUCAGUUUUUAAUAUAAUCAAACAAAUUCAUUUAUCAAAAUAACAAAUGUUUGUAACAUUUUGUAAAUACUCUUGCCUUGUAUCGUUCUUGGUAAUCAUGGCGUGUUUUGUACACUUUUAUACUUCCACUACUAUGUACUAUGAUCAGUGUUCAGGUUAUAUUAAUAUAACAAUAAAUACCAAGUGUUCACAUUUCUGUAAUCUGAUAUCUGACACAGUGUCGUUAUGUUCAUGUUUUAAGAUGCAUUUUCCGUAAGCGUGUCGGCAGAUCAAGUUGGGUGUUAUCAUAAACGUCGGUAUAGAGUUAUCGCAGGAUCAUAUUAUCGGAACCCUCCAAGUAUAAGACCAUUUAAGACGUUUCAAGAUAGUUUUCCUAUUACAUGUUAUUUCGACAUUGCAAUAUAUAUAUAUAUUGUUUUGUGAUAUUUUGCUAGAUAUAUGCCUGAUUAAGGUAGUUAUAACAAUGAUAAUGGUCUGCAUGACCACAUUAGACCAAAGGGGAGUAACUCAAGGUGAUUUCUAUGUAAAAUUGUAAAACAAAAAAACGAUACAUUAUGUCUGUCUUUCUGUCUGUCUUAUAAUCAAACAAUAAUUUACGCCAUUAAUAAGGUAAUUCGAGUAGGGCACUUUAUAUCAACGAAAGUUGUCUAAAAACCGAAGAAUAUUGCUUUCCAUAACAACAAUGUUAAUGUAAUGGAGAGCAGCCUUCCAGGUUUGUAACAAAAUAUUAUGAUAAUGCAUCCUCCAAUAUUGUAAUAUCGUGUGUACUUACAAUUGAUAUUAAUUCAUAAUAGAUAACAAUGACACGGUAUUGUAUGUGUUGAUGUUACAAUAUGUUGAUAUUGAUGAACAAUGUUUGUUGUAAAAUCUAUUUUAUUUAAG